Molecule: messenger RNA, 2832 nt
Organism: Acanthoscelides obtectus
Lineage: Eukaryota; Metazoa; Arthropoda; Insecta; Coleoptera; Chrysomelidae
Source: the annotation of a GenBank genome assembly
AUGUGCCUUUUAUGCAACAAAGUUUUGGGCAAAGACGCUAUGAAACUAUCUAAACUGCAAGAUCAUCUGAGAAGAUGCCACCCUGAUAAAACAGAGAAAGAUUGGAAAUACUUUCAAACACUCAAAGAUAAAUUUCAGAAGAGACCUACACUGGACAGAAUGUUCGCUUUGACGUCACAAAGAAAUGAUGAUGGUUUGUGGGCGUCUUACAAUAUCUCGUUACUUAUAGCAAAAUCCGGAAACCGUAUAAAUACUAUCGGAGAGAAGUUAAUUUUACCAGCCGUUGAAGAGGUUUUAAAAACUGUUUUACACAAACCUGCAUCUGAUAUCAUUAAAAGAAUUCCCUUAAGCAACAAUACUGUUGAAAGACGUAUUGAUGAAAUGAGUUCUGAUAUUGAAAGCUUCUUAUGCUAUUAUUUGGAAACGACCCAUUUCUCUAUACAAAUGGACGAGUCAACUUUAUCUGAUAAUGCAGCAUUAUUAUUGGCAUAUGUUCGUUUUAUUAUGAAUCAAGAAAUCUACGAAGAACUGCUCUUCGCAAGAACUUUGAUAACCGACACUAAAGGUGAAUCAAUAUUUCAUGUUUUAAAGGAUUACUUCAUUGAAAAAGCAAUUCCUUUAUCAAAUAUAAUAUCAGUAGCUACAGAUGGAGCAUCUGCCAUGGUUGGACGUUAUCGUGGUUUUAUAAGCUAUUUAAAACAAAAUGUGUCAGGGGUGUUAGCAAUACAUUGCGUCAUCCAUCGACAACAUUUAGUUGCUAAAAAUUUGAGUGUUAGAUUGUAUGAAUCACAUCAUUUAGUCAUUGAUGCAGUAAACCGAAUCCGAAGCAACGCGUUGAAUACGCAGUUAUUUGCGCAGUUGUGUGAAGAAAAUGACGAACACUUUCAUCAAUUACUCCUUCACACUGUACGCUGGCUGUCGAAAGGCUUAUGUUUGACAAGAUUUUUUGCACUUUUUGAGACUAUUUUAGAAUUUCUGGAUAUUAAAGAUGAAAUUUUAAAAGAAAAUUUAAUGAAGAGGAAAACAGACAUCGCCUAUUUAACAGAUUUGUUUACAAAAUUUAAUAUGGUUAAUUUGCAAUUACAAGGCGACAGUUUAAAGUUGAUUAAAACAAAGUCCAUCUUAUCAGCGUUUCUUGCCAGUGUUAAACUAAUGAAGCAAAAUAUUGGACGGGGCGAAUUUUCUCAGUUCCCCAAUUUGUCACAGACAAGCUGCCAGGAAGACGACGUUUCAACUUACGUUCAACAUUUAAAUGCCCUCUAUUCAGAUUUUGAAUCUAGGUUUGAGGAUAUUUUGACUAUGGUAAUACCACCGUGGAUAAUUAAUCCAUAUGGUGACAUAGAAGAAACGAAUGUCAUAAUACAAGAGGAACUGACUGAACUAAGUACAAACGAAGAACUUAAAGUUCAGUUUCAAAACGGAUAUCAGCAAUUCUGGCUGCAAAACAACAUACCCGUUACUUAUCCCGUCGAGGAAAUUUUAAUUUCCUUUCCAUCGUCAUACCUAGUGGAAAGGGGGUUCAGCGCUGUUACCAAUCUCCUAACGAAAAAAAGAAACAGACUGGACAUCAUUAGCCGAGGAGAUUUAAGAUUAACCGUUACAAAAUUGACGCCAAAUAUUGACAAUUUAUUAUUAAAGCAUCAGCAUUUGAUAUGUGGAAUGACGCAAAACUGCUCCACCAUCUACUGUCUUCAGAGGAAUAGCAAUAUCGUCUACCCGGUGAUGUGCAGAAUUGCUCUCCAGCAGGCCCGAGCGUCUAUUAUAACCACAAAGAACACGGAGGAAGACGGGGAAGACAUAAUUUACGCUAGAUAUCGCGUUAAGUUUGGAUUUACCUUCAUAGAAAAAGACGAGUUGCAAUUGCCUCAGUGUGUGAUAUGUACGGAAGUUUUAAGUAAUGAUAGCAUGAGGCCCAAUCGCAUUGAAAGGCAUUUGAAGCAACAACAUCCUACUCAUCUAAAAGCUUCAUUUGAAAUAGCUUUUGUGAUAGCAAAGCAAAAGAAAUCUCGUACUAUCGGUGAAGACUUAAUAAAGCCAUGUGUCCUAAAAGCCACGCAAAUAAUUUUAGGAGGAGAUGCAGAGCAAAAAAUGAAGUCUAUUUCUCUUUGGAAUAACACAGUCAAGCGUAGAAUCGAUGACAUUGCAGCAGACAUAAAUUGCGAUGAAGCCACCGACAUCGUUAAUUGUGCACAGUUUAUAGUUUAUGUUUGUUACAUCGGCGAAGAGAUUUUGUACUCUCAAUCUUUGACAGCAGGUACUACAUCUGAAGAUAUAUUUAAUUCAAUAUCAAAUUAUGUUGAAAAAAAAUAUUUGGAUUGGAAGAAACUCAUUGGACUUUGCACAGAUGGCGCUCCUGCAAUGAUAGGUGUACGAUCGGGCUUAGCUAAAAAGCUCAAGGAAAAAAAUCCUGCAAUGUACACAUUGUGUUAUCAAUCGGAAAGCUUAGGCUUCCAAAACAUUGCCACAGAAAUUACGCCAGACUUUGGACUCUGCUAUAAGGAUUGUAAACUACAUCAAGAGCAGCGCUUUGAACAGUCGGAUCUCGAUUCUGAUCACAAAGUUCUUCUGUUCCGUAAAGAAGUACGCUGGCUGUCCAGAGGCAACAUGUUGGCCCGCCUUUAUGAACUGAAAGAAGAGUUAAAAGAAGAACACGAUUUCUUGACAAUGUUCAAAGAUGACACAUUUCAAUGGAGGUCGGCUUAUUUAACUGACAUAUUUGACUCCUUGAAUGAGCUAAACUUGAAACUUCAUGGCAGAAAGAACACUAUAAUAAGCAAUUAUGAUUGUACAGGGUGUUUCAGUUUAUUGUUGCAUAACUUUAAGAUUCGAUAG